AUGUCAUAUGAGAUAGAUCGUGAUCAAAAUGUUGAACCAUCUUUAAAAGAAAUGGCGGGGAAAGCAUUGGAAAUUCUCGAAUCUCAUAGUGAUAAGGGAUUUUUCUUAAUGAUUGAAGGAAGUCGAAUUGAUAUGGCAGCGCAUGAAAAUGAUCCAGGUACUCAUGUUCAUGAAAUUUUAGAAUAUCAUGAAACAGUGGCUGUUGUUCGUAAAUUUAUUGAUAAACAUCCUGGUACUGUCAUGAUUUCGGUCAGUGAUCAUGAAACUGGUGGAUUAUCCCUUGCCCUUCAAAAAAUCCCUAACCCAAUAUAUCGUUGGUAUCCCGAUGUAAUAUCACGAAUAAAGAAUUCAUCAUAUAUAUUGGCCCAACGAUUGAAAAGUUAUUGGGACGAUGAUCGAACUUCAUUUAUAAAUAAAACAAUUCUUAAUGAUGGAUUGGGAAUUAAUGAUUUUACUCAAGAUGAUUUAACUUAUUUGAAUCAAAAUUUAACCAGUCAAGAGUAUAUCUAUUAUUUGGCUAAUAUGACUAGUUGGAGAGCUGAAUUAGGGUGGGCCACUCAUGGACAUUCAGGUGUAGAUGUGAAUUUAUAUGCUUAUGGAAUGAAUAUUGAAGCUAUAAGAGGAAAUCAUGAGAAUACUGAAAUUGGUGAAUUUAUAAAAAAUUACCUUAAUUUGGAUCUUGAUAGUAUUACUUUGGAAUUAAACAGUAAUAAUGAUUCAUUCCAUCUCUCUAAUGUAAACAUUUCUAAUUAUAAUGCUGAUCAUUUGGAACAUUAUCACCAUUUGUGA
Messenger RNA from Diversispora eburnea, 789 nucleotides. NCBI's taxonomy places the organism in Eukaryota, Fungi, Glomeromycota, Glomeromycetes, Diversisporales, Diversisporaceae. The record is from the annotation of a GenBank genome assembly.